AUGAUCUGUGUGGAGUGUAAGAACCCUAAUGUCAAACAUGCCUACUCCAAGUAUAAGGGUGAUUACAUCAAGUUAGACGUGUGUUCAGUAUGCAACCAUGUUGUUGACAAGUAUGUGGAGUAUGAUAAUGUCUUGCUCUUCAUCGAUCUUAUGUUGCUCAAACCUCAGGCUUAUAGACACUUGUGCUUCAACCUUACCGAAAACGAAAUGACAGCCCCAAAAAUCCCUACACGUACACCGAAAGGACACAAAGGCAAGAAAAUGAGUCUAGAGAAACAGACGUGGAAGUUAGGCCAAAUCACUCGGUUCUUGAUUCUUGAUAUCUUAUUCGAAGUGUACUUAUUAUGGGCUUACGAAGAAAAGAAACACCAACACACCCAAAUUAUGAACGUCAUAUUACUGCAGGAGUUGCAUAUGCAGUAUUUACUCUUCACUGUCAAGGUUGUUUUGGACCAUGUGUUUUUCAAUGCCGCUCUCCAACUCAUAUUUUUCCAGUUUCUUGGUUGGAACAAAAUGCACAAUGGAAACAUCCACCAAAACCAACAGAGACUUUACCAUUCACUAGUUCUACUAACAGACAUUCUUGUGGCCAAUUCUAUUAAACUACUCCCAAUUCUCAUGUUGAUAUGGCCGUAUGAUAAGACCCUUGAGUCUUCAAAAAUCGUGCUUGCAAUCUCCAUUCUUAAUGUGAUUGAGUCCCUCAAGACCAUUUCAAACGUGGGCUACGUCAAAAUCGCUAUCACCUUCGGCGUAUGUAUCGUAUUCCAAAAGGUCAUGACAAGCACGAUUGUAGGCUUGAUAGUAAGCCAGAUGACCAAUUUUGAGUUCUCUGAGCUUUUUUUUAAUACUUUCCAGGAGCGUGCUAACGUGAUUCAGUCAUAUACAAGGAUGUUAAAAUUACCCAAUCAUAUGGAAAUACGUUAA
This is a messenger RNA of Yamadazyma tenuis ATCC 10573, 924 nucleotides long. Lineage: Eukaryota; Fungi; Ascomycota; Pichiomycetes; Serinales; Debaryomycetaceae. The record is from RefSeq and is a predicted model, not a curated record.